GACGAUCUACCUAAAUUUACGCGGGAAUUAAAUUUACAGCUGAUGUUAGCGUAGAAUGAUCAGUGUUUCUUUUUGUAAUGAAAAUGUCUCUUAAACCAACUUUAACUGUCAAGUUAGUAUUUCAAGAUGCUUUCCGUGGAAAUGGUAGCAAGGAGCGAACACUGAAACGCCUCAGUAAUAUAUAUUCUAAGCUCAGCUUAGAAGAGUUCCUGCCAGAGUUCACGCUGUGCCUGCGGCUGCUGUUCGUGAGCGGCCAGAAGUGCCCCGAGGUGGACCGCACGCUCGACACGGCCGCGCGGUUCGUGGCCCAGGUCUGCGAGAAGGUGGGCAGAGAGGACGAAGAGCCGGCCGAGGAGGAGGAUAAUACCGACUCUCUCUUCGUCAGGGAAGUCUUCACCUUCAUAGUCACCGCAAGCAAUGCGAAAGACCAGUGGGCCAGGCUGCGAGCCUGCCAGUUCGUGAACAAAGUGCUCAGCAAAAUGACGGAAGACGCCUGCAUCGAUGACGAACUCUGCAAUACCUUGAUGAACCACAUGCUCGAGCGAAUGCAGGAUAAGGUUCCAAUGGUGCGGAUCCAGGCUGUACUAUCCCUGCAGAGACUUCAGUGCCCUCAGGACCCAAACUGUCCUGUUAUUAAACGGUUGUUGUUCCACAUGGAGAACGACCCGAGCAUGGAGGUGCGAAGAGCUGUGCUGCGCAUCAUCGCCAAGUCCAACAUCACGGUGCCGUACGUCAUCCAGCGGACCCGGGACGUGAAGGACGGCGUGCGUCGCCAGGCGUUCGCCAAGGUGGCCACCAUCAAGCUGCGCGCCUUCAGCAUCAAGCAGCGAGUGCAGCUGCUCAGCGACGGGCUCAAGGACAGGUCGGAAACAGUACGAAAUUUUGUGUCGCACCAAUUUUUACCCACCUGGCUCACAUGCAUGGAAGGAAAGUAUCUGGAUUUCCUUCACGCAUUGUACCUGGAAAAUAGUGUUGAUUUGGGAGAAUUGGUUCUGAAGACCCUCUUCCAGCACGAGCACUUGAGGGAUGCCCUCGACACCUUGAAAGCGAUCCAGAAGGACAGACUGGUCCCCGUGGAGGGGCUGACGCUGGAGAGCGCUCUGUUCUGGCGCUGCCUGGCCGAGCACCUACAGGCCGAGGGCCAAGAGGAGACGCUGGAGGAGGUGGUGCCCAACCUGUCCCCUUACGUGGACUUCCUCAAGAGUUACUUUUUGCUACACUAUGGAAACUCUGAAAAAUUGCCUGGUGUCAAGCAUGAAAUGAUUUUGGUACAGCUUCUGAAGAUGACGUCUGUGUUUGACCUUUCAGAUGAGAUGGGAAGGUCUUGUCUGAAGCAGCAGAUUCUGGAUAUGCUGAUGAAGGACAACGUUACCGGCAAUCUAAUAAGCCAGCUGGUGGACACUUUAGUCCGAGUGGUGCCGACGAUCUCCACGAGACUGCAGGACCUGGCCGAGGUGAUCUCGGAGAUCCACCAGCCGCUGGUGCAGGUGACGCACGUGGAGCAGAUGUCAGCAGCCGAGCGUAUUCAGCGGGACGUGGAGCAAGCCAAGUUGCGCAUGAAGCUGAACGAGCUGGAGGAAGAUAAAAGAGAGGCGGUAAGCAAGCAGGACUUCAUCCAGGCACAGAUGCUGAAGGACAAGCUGGACGCAGUCCAGAAUGAGCUGAGGCAGGUGGUAGAUGCAGCAGAGCCAACAGUAACUCAGGAGCAGAGGAGAGAAGAGCGCAACGACCGAGCCACUCUGUCCAAGUGCUUGAUGAUCGUGUAUGAAAUGAUGCAAGCUAAGGAGUUGGACACACUGGCUCCUCAACUGCGAACUUUGUGCUUUGACUUCGUGAUGCCUUGCAUGAAGGUGGAGGACCCGGUGGUGCGACCGCUGGCCAGUAAGGCCCUUGCCACCAUGUGUCUGCUCGACAGGGACUUCGCCAAGGAGCACAUGCUCGUGUUCUACCUCCAGAUCGCCAACAGUGACGACGACGCAGUGUGCGUGAUGGCCAUCAAGAUAAUUUUCGACCUGUUUCUUCAGUACGGCUUGGAGACUUUCGACAUUGAGAUCACGGCAGAUGAUGAUGAUGAUGGUGCUAAGAAGAGGAAGACUCGCAGCAAAAAACUCUACGAUGUGACGUCUGUCAACGACCUCGAUGUGGAUUGUGAUGAUGAGACGACGCAACCGAACUCCCCCAAAGCCUCUUCGUCCAGUUCCAUCAGCCUGUUCUCUAUCAUCACCAACCUUCUGGACUGCACCGAUAAAGAAGUGCGCGAUGCCACCGUCCUAGGGUUGUGCAAGCUCAUGCUGGCCCAGAGAAUCACCUCGUCAGUGCUGAUCAUGCGACUGAUCAUCAUGUGGUUCAACCCAGUUUCAGAGGAUGACAACCAUCUACGCCAGAUGCUCGGGACGUUCUUCACGCAGUUUGUGACGACUUGUGAUUGGAGCAUCACGACUUUAGAAGAGGCGUUCCUGCCAACCCUCCGCACUGUGUACGAGGCUCCAAACUCCAGUCCCUUGUCCAACAUAGAACUUCAGGCUAUAGUUCGCUUUUUUGUCAACCUUACACAGCCGGGUGCAGGGAGAAAUGGUUUUGAGGGCAACGUGCACAACAACCUGGCCAUGUCGCUCUGCAGCGAGGUGCUGAAGGAGCCGGACAGCGACCUCGUGACGGUGCUGCUGUACGCUCUCUCCAUGCUGAAGGUGUCCCUGGACGACGACGUCGUGCGAGACCAGCUCGCGGUCCUGGCCCGCAAGAUCAAGGCGGCGGUCGAUCAGAAAGACGCUCUACGCUACUUGAAGAAGUUCCAACAGCAGCUGGCGGGAGGUUCCUGGGAGACGACGGCGAGCACGGACACGCACGCUUCUGCCGUGGACUCCUUGCGGAGUUCCGCUGCCCUGGACUCCUUGCAGAGCUCCAGCAACACUCUGGAGACCUCGCUCCCCGCUCAGGUGCCUUCAGCGAAAGCGGUGAGUGGAAAACAGGGGGCUCUGUGGAACCCCACAAGUCAGCGGAGCCAUCUGAGCCACGGAAGCACGGAGUCUGAGAGCUCAAACAGCCCGAGGUGGUCUUUGAGGUCAAGGAACAAUACUAUGGUACCUGAAAGCCCAGAUGUGAGCAGUGAAGAUUCAGAGAGUGAAGACACUACAUAGUCUUCAUUAAGCAUGACACCACAUCAUGUGCUUCAUAUAGUUUCAUAAUAUAUACAAUAUUUUUAAAUUUAAACAUUAUUAAAUUAUUGUAGGUGACUCAUUUUACUUUUUUUUCUACUACAUAUAUGCAUGUUGUUAGGAGUCAAUUUUGAUUGUUACAAGUGAGGCCCACUGUAAUUUUAAAAAUAGUUUUUGCAUGUUUGACAAAUUCUAAGUUUGUGAAUUAUCUUAAUAAAUAUUUUUAUAUGCUGAA
Bacillus rossius redtenbacheri is the source of this 3390-nucleotide messenger RNA. RefSeq names its product condensin complex subunit 3 (gene Cap-G). Gene Ontology annotation, biological process: mitotic chromosome condensation. NCBI's taxonomy places the organism in Eukaryota, Metazoa, Arthropoda, Insecta, Phasmatodea, Bacillidae. The transcript has 20 exons. Gene Ontology annotation, molecular function: protein binding. The coding region runs from base 78 to 3137 and encodes 1019 amino acids. Gene Ontology annotation, cellular component: condensed chromosome; condensin complex; cytoplasm. The record is from RefSeq and is a predicted model, not a curated record.